Ascoidea rubescens DSM 1968 is the source of this 1240-nucleotide messenger RNA. RefSeq lists its product as uncharacterized. Gene Ontology annotation, cellular component: fungal-type cell wall. Gene Ontology annotation, molecular function: structural constituent of cell wall. The record is from RefSeq and is a predicted model, not a curated record. NCBI's taxonomy places the organism in Eukaryota, Fungi, Ascomycota, Saccharomycetes, Ascoideales, Ascoideaceae. Gene Ontology annotation, biological process: fungal-type cell wall organization. Bases 287 to 1108 code for a protein of 273 amino acids. The transcript has a single exon.
CACCAAAUACCUUCGACUAGCCAAUUGCUUAGCUUUUUUUGCUGGGCUUUAAUCAUCGAUCAUGGACCGCAAUGGGCUUCUAUUUCUGUUUGCCCCAAGCUGAUCAUUCUGGUGGUUUGCAAAUGUUUAUAAAUAUCCAGGGUUUCUUCUCUUUCCAUACCUUCCCAUCCACUCGUUUUAGAGAAAAGAUCAAAUUACAAAUUUUACUAUUCCGCAAAGCAAUCCAGAAAACUAGAGGCUCACCAUCAACAAUCCAUUUCAAACACAUUGUUUUCCAAAAAUUAUAAUGUCUCUCUUGAAACUUUCUUUGUUUUUCAGCUUACUUUUCAGCUCUGUCUUCGGCGCUUAUAUUCCACCAAGCCCUUGGUCGACUUUAACUCCAACAACCACCUUAUCCGAUGGUAUAACUGACUAUUCUUCCACCUUUGGUAUUGCUGUUUCAAGGAUCACAACUGCAUUAACAAGUACAGCCGGCCUCCAAAAAAGAGCCGAAGAUGAAACCAAAACUCCAAUAAUCUCUUUUCCAGUUAUUACAGGCUCCUCUGAAAUUGAAGAAGAUUCACUUUUAAAUCCAUUGCAACAAAAUGAAAAUGGCCACAUUGAAUUUGUUCCCAAUGAGGAUUCUUCAUCUGCUGAAUUAGUCAAAAGAGAUGAUUCUACAACUACUUACUACUUCACUACUCCAACUCAAACCACUUCAACCACCACUUUCCAAUUCAAAUACACAAAUUCUGCAUCUGACACACCUUCACAAAGUGAAUCAUCCACAUCCACAUCCACUUCUACCAGUAAUGUCAUCAAAUAUCAUGCCUGUGGAUCGGAAAGCACUUUAUCAAUGACUUUAUUCGGCUCAGUUUUAACUGACUCUUUAGGCAGAAUUGGUGCCAUUGUUUCAAAUAGACAAUUUCAAUUCGAUGGUCCACCACCACAAGCUGGUACUAUUUAUGCUCUUGGUUGGUCUAUUAGUAAAGACGGCUAUUUAGCUCUUGGCGAUAACGAUGUCUUUUAUAAAUGUCUUUCCGGAAACUUCUACAAUCUUUAUGAUGAAUACAUUGGUUCUCAAUGUACCCCCAUUCAUUUAGUUGCAGUCGCUCUACAGCAAUGCUAAAGUUCAAAGGCUCAUCACAAUAUUUAAAAAAAAAAUUAAAAAAUUAUAGAACAAUUCUUUUUUUGUUUUCUCCUUGUUUCCUUACCCUUUAUUUUAUUUUUCAUUUUACUUGAAAUUAUGGUUGGUUUUUUU